GCUCUUUCAGAACUCCCCCAAACAUUUGUGGCUCUGCUUUCGCAGAAAACCCAAUUCAUCAUCUCCUAAACAGAUAUGGGAAAAUUAGAUGCAGUCGACGAGAAUCAAGAUCUCGAGCUCCUCAAAGCAGUCGCUCAGGCCUGGCACGCCCACGCCGGCGACGCCAAUCCCACCAACGAAUUCGACGCUCGCCGCGCAGCCUGCCCUCAUAUCCGCCGCCCCUCCCGCUUCAAACUCGAGGCAGCUGCCGCCGCCGCGAGAGAAGUCUCUUCAUGGGAUUUCAGCCGUUCACUUUGGGAUUCUUAUGAGCUCAUCACCAUUGCCAAGCAGCUCGAAGCCUGCAACCUCGGCUUGGAUCAGCCGAUGCCGUCACCGCCAGUCAGCGCCGGUGGGCAGCUGCCGGGGAAGCGGCGACGGGAGAGCAAGAAUAGCUUAAGGAGUUUGUUUAGCAAGACAAGUUCUAGGAGAUUUGAUGAGAGAGAUAUUCCAGGUAAUCAGUGAGAGUAGCAGUAAAUUUCCUAUUAGAAAUUGAAUUACUGUAUUUUUUUAGUCUGAACUAUCUCAAGAUUUUGAAGGAUUGUAAUUAGGGGAAGAUCUCCAAUUCAAAAUAUUUUGAUUGGAAGUCAAAGAUGAGCUCCAUAAGAAUGAAAAAUGGGCAUAGUCAAUUAUUUCAUCUC
Molecule: messenger RNA, 677 nt
Organism: Dendrobium catenatum
Lineage: Eukaryota; Viridiplantae; Streptophyta; Magnoliopsida; Asparagales; Orchidaceae
Exons: 1
Coding region: 76-501 (141 amino acids)
Source: RefSeq, a predicted model, not a curated record